CACCACCACUGCCCGCAAUGUCCUCCUCCACCUCCUCCCAUCCACCUCCACCUUCCUCACCCUCCUACAUCCUCAGCUACCCCUCCCCCAGCAUCCUCCUCAUCACCAUCAACCGCCCGCAACAAAUGAACAGCCUUCCCUCGGCCGCACACUGGGAAGCCGACGCAAUUCUGACCUGGUUCGACGACUCUCCGAUUUUGCGCGUGGCAGUGAUUACGGGAGCGGGAGAGAAGGCGUUUUGUGCUGGGCAGGAUUUGAUUGAGCAGGAGGAAAUUAGGAGGAGGAGGGAGACGAAGGGGGAGAAUGAGGGGAAUGGGAAUGGGGAGGGGAGAAUGUUGUUGAUGCAUCCUCCUUCGGGGUUUAUGGGUGUGAGUCGACGGGUGGGGAAGAAACCGGUGAUUGCUGCUGUGAAUGGAUGGGCGUUGGGAGGGGGAUUUGAGAUUUGUUUGGGGUGCGACAUCAUCCUCGCCUCCCCCAAAGCAACCUUCGGCCUCCCCGAAGCCUCUCGCGGCCUCUACGCCGCAGCAGGCGGUCUCUCGCGCCUCGUCCGGCUGGCAGGAAUGACACUCGCGAGCGAAAUCGCCCUCACAGGACGUAAUCUCUCCGCCGCCGAAGCUCUCCACCACGGCAUCAUCAACCGCAUCUCCCAGACCCCCGCCAGCCUCGUCCCGGAAGCGAUUGCAGUCGCGGAGAAAAUGUCAGAAUUGUCGCCGGAUGCGAUUAUUGUGACGAGGCAUGGAUUACGAGAGAGUUGGGAGCUGGCGAGUGUAGAGCGAGCGAGUCAGAGUACGGAUAAUCGGUAUGGGAGGGCGUUGAAAGAGGGAGAGAAUUUGAAGAUUGGGUUGAGGGCUUUUAGAGAGAAGAAGAAACCGAAGUGGGUUGCUAGUAAGUUGUAGUUUUUCUGUCUGUCUGUAGUACUCUGUAUGAGUUGCGAGUAUCGACCUUAUUCAAAGAAUGAAAAUGAAGGAAA
Messenger RNA from Sphaerulina musiva SO2202, 970 nucleotides. RefSeq names its product carnitinyl-CoA dehydratase. The transcript is spliced from 2 exons. Lineage: Eukaryota; Fungi; Ascomycota; Dothideomycetes; Mycosphaerellales; Mycosphaerellaceae. Gene Ontology annotation, molecular function: enoyl-CoA hydratase activity. Gene Ontology annotation, biological process: fatty acid beta-oxidation. The coding region runs from base 18 to 896 and encodes 292 amino acids. The record is from RefSeq and is a predicted model, not a curated record. Gene Ontology annotation, cellular component: mitochondrion.